Molecule: messenger RNA, 1028 nt
Organism: Dimorphilus gyrociliatus
Lineage: Eukaryota; Metazoa; Annelida; Polychaeta; Dinophilidae
Source: the annotation of a GenBank genome assembly
AAAAAAAAUAACAAGUCUUUGUGGUAUGCGCAUAUGUGGUUGAUAUUUACAUUUUACAUUUGACGUCAUCCUAACAAUUCAACUUUUUAAAAGAAAAAACAACAAGGCUUAAGGUAUGUCAAAAUCGACAACUAUACGGGAAGCUUUAGGGAAGUUAGCAGAAAAAACACACGGAAAGAAAUUGUCUGAUAUUACCGAUGUAUUAUUGAACGCUCAAUACCCUCCCAUUGAAAAAAUGGAUGCAAAUCUUUCACAAUUGACUGCUUGUUCUAAACUAUCCUUAUCAACCAAUUGUAUCGAAAAGAUAUCAAACUUACACGGUCUACGAAAUUUACGUAUACUUUCUCUGGGUCGUAAUCAAAUUAAAAGUUUAUCUGGAGUUGAGGCUGUAGGAGAAACUUUACAAGAAUUGUGGAUAUCGUAUAAUUUGAUUGAAAAAUUGAAAGGUGUUGGUAAUUUGAAAAAACUGCAAGUUCUAUAUAUUAAUCACAACCUCGUUAAAGAUUUGACUGAAGUUCAAAGGUUAGCCGACGUACUCAGCUUAAGGGAGCUAACCAUGAUAGGAAAUCCUAUUGAAGAAAAACACUCAAAUGAAGGAGAUUGGAGAGAUUUAAUUAGUCAAAAGCUUCACCAAAUAAAGCAACUAGAUAGCAUUCCUUUGAUUAGGAUGGACAAUUAAAUUUUGAUUAUUCUAUAUUAUUUAUAUAGUGGACAAUAUUUGACUAUUUCUGAAUUAAAAUAGCCUUUUAAUCGUUGUAAGAAGAGAUUUGAAGUGUUCGUUGUUGCGAGAAUAAUAAAGGCCAACUUGUUUGCAGUUCAUUGAACAUACAUAGAAAAUAGGGGGAAUCAAGCGCUUAACUUAUAUUGGCUAUUACUGCUUGAUCUAUUUCCAUAAAAGAAAGUGCCAAGUCUUGAAAAGGGUGAUCUGUAGACCCUUUCCUAUUUUAGUGGUGCAAAUUUCCGUCUCCUCUAUACUUAAUGCUCUUUUUUUGAAUACCCUACUUCAAAGCCUUUACAUUCAAUUAACA